Messenger RNA from Magnolia sinica, 2068 nucleotides. RefSeq names its product NEDD8-activating enzyme E1 catalytic subunit. NCBI's taxonomy places the organism in Eukaryota, Viridiplantae, Streptophyta, Magnoliopsida, Magnoliales, Magnoliaceae. The record is from RefSeq and is a predicted model, not a curated record. Gene Ontology annotation, cellular component: nucleus; cytoplasm. The transcript has 9 exons. The coding region runs from base 410 to 1762 and encodes 450 amino acids. Gene Ontology annotation, biological process: protein neddylation. Gene Ontology annotation, molecular function: NEDD8 activating enzyme activity.
CGCUACUAAGCUAUCAUUAAGCGCUGUCAAAACAGUUUAAUGGACAAAAUAAAACUUUGAAAAAAAAAACCCUUUGAGAAGGCCGAAACAGUUCAAAAUCCGGGCCGGGAUCAACCCCAGGCCCGGCAUGUUGAUAGCCCUAGGCAUCACUUACAGUGCGACGAGAACACCGUUCCGAUUAAGCGUCUCACGAGAAAUAGAAAGGUGUGUUCGUUCUCCACGCAAAACGAUUCUCUCACGGACAGCGGUCCCGUCCGUCGCGUAAGAGUAAAGCCAUCUCUCUCUCUCUCUCUCUCUCUCUCUCACAUUCAAGUACCCCACCUGAGGACGGUCUUUCUCUCAUUCCAGUACCCCACCUGAGGGCGGUGACUGUCUUGCACAAAAGAACGGUUGAGAGGAGGGGGGUGCGAUGGCGGACCCCUCGGCGCACGUUAGCAGAUGGCGCGACCUCGACAAGCUCCUCCUCCGCCCGGGCAAUCUCGUCGGGCCCAACUUCGAACCAGGACCCGAGUUGAGAGAUGAUCUUCGAGCGUAUGUGAGGGUUUUGGUGGUCGGAGCGGGCGGUUUGGGCUGCGAAUUGCUGAAGGACCUGGCCUUGUCGGGUUUCCGUAAUCUUGAAGUGAUCGACAUGGACACAAUCGAGGUCUCCAAUCUCAACCGCCAGUUCCUCUUCAGGCUUCAGGAUGUUGGAAAACCAAAGGCUGAGGUAGCUGCAACAUGUGUAAUGGAAAGAGUCAGUGGAGUGAACAUUGUACCUCAUUUUUGCCGGAUUGAAGAUAAAGAUCUUGAGUUUUAUAGCGAUUUCAAUAUUAUUGCUCUUGGUCUUGAUUCUAUUGAAGCUCGAAGCUACAUUAAUGCGGUAGCUUGUAGCUUUUUAGAGUAUGAUUCUGAGGACAACCCAUGUGAAGAAACAAUCAAACCCAUGGUGGAUGGUGGAACUGAAGGUUUCAAGGGUCAUGCCAGGGUUAUUCUUCCAGGAGUUACGCCAUGUUUUGAGUGUACCAUCUGGCUUUUCCCCCCUCAAGUGAAGUUCCCUUUAUGCACUCUUGCAGAGACCCCCAGAACUCCUGCCCAUUGUAUUGAAUAUGCCCAUUUAAUUAAAUGGAAUGAGGCACAUGUUGGAAAAUCUUUUGAUGCAGAUGAUCCAGAACAUAUGCAGUGGGUCUACUCAGAGGCUGUCAAAAGAGCUGAGCUUUUCGGCAUUACUGGAGUUACCUAUUCCCUGACCCAGGGUGUUGUGAAGAAUAUAAUUCCAGCUAUUGCUUCUACAAAUGCAAUUAUAUCAGCUGCAUGUGCACUGGAAGCCCUGAAGAUAGCAACAGGAUGCAGCAAAACAUUAUCCAAUUAUCUGACGUAUAAUGGUCUGGAAGGACUUCAUACGAAAGUGACUGAGUUUGUCAAGGACAAGGAUUGCCUUGUCUGUGGUCCUGGCAUUCUUAUUGAGCUGGACGCGUCAAUUUCUUUACAGAAGUUCAUUGAACUCAUUGGAGAACACCCGAGGCUGCUCCUAUCAAAGCCGAGCAUCACACACCACGGAAAGAAUCUAUACAUGCAGGCACCCCCUGUACUGGAAGAGAUGACACGUUCGAAUCUACAGCUUCCUCUUUUUGAGCUCAUGGGUAAACUCCCGAAAGAUAUCAUCCAUGCCACAGGCAUGACCUGUGUGAAUGGCAAGAAGAUGUCAUGCCUUAGGAAAUUGCGGGUCAUGUUCAAGGGGAUCGUUGAUGGGGUUGCAGACAUGGACACGGCUGGUGGGGCAUGAUUUUUUUUCUGCUCCAUGCCUUUGAAUUUUACUUUGUGAAAAUGUAUUCUGAAAACACCGAGGGAGUGAAAGAGGCACUUGGCGAGUAGGGCUUUUGGGUCCUAUCAUUCUGUUGGGUUUGAUUUGUCAAGAUAUGUCGAAAGAUGUCAGUAAUAGGGCACAUUUUGAUGCAUUUGGCAAUGGAGGAAAUGUGUAGAUGAAGUUGGGAAGUGAGGAUGUCUUUUCCCAAUUGCUACUUUCAAAGUGUCUUGCUUCUUUCAUUUGUUAAGGAGAUAUAAAAAUACAAGAAUACGGAGUUUGCGUUUA